GCCAUCUCUCCAGCCUUAUUAUUUAUUUUUUGAGAUGGUGUCUCAGCCCUGGAUGACCUCAGUCCUCCUGCCUGAGUGUCCUGUGUCCUGGGAGGACCUAUGACCAGCCCCUGGUGACUCAGUUUCACCGCCAGAGCCUGGCCGACAGGAAUGGGACCCUCAAGUGCACCUUCUCUGCAGCCGGUCACAGCACAGGCCUCUUGCAGGGUCUGGCUGCGCUGCGUGCACAGGGCCAGCUGCUGGAUGUGAUCCUCACAGUCAAUGGUGAAGCCUUCCAUGCACACAAGGUGGUCCUGGCGGCCUGCAGUGAUUACUUCAGGGCCAUGUUCACAGGCGGCAUGAGGGAGGCCAGCCAGGCAGUCAUCGAGUUGCAGGGUGUGUCUGCACGUGGCCUGCGCCACAUCAUCGACUUUGCCUACAGCGCUGAGGUGACGCUGGACCUUGACUGUGUGCAGGACGUGCUGGGCGCCGCUGUGUUCCUGCAGAUGCUGCCUGUGGUGGAGCUGUGUGAGGACUUCUUAAAGGCGGCCAUGAGCGUGGAGACCUGCCUGCACAUCGGCCAGAUGGCUACCACCUUCAGCCUGGCCUCACUGCGGGACUCUGUGGAUGCCUUCACGUUCCGCCACUUUCUGCAGAUUGCAGAGGAGGAAGACUUCCUGCGCCUGCCCUUGGAGCGCCUGGUCUUCUUCCUGCAGAGCAACCGGCUGCAGAGCUGCGCUGAGAUCGACCUGUUCAGGGCGGCGGUGCGCUGGCUGCAGCAUGACCCGGCCAGGCGGCCGCGCGCCAGCCAUGUGCUCUGCCACAUCCGCUUCCCGCUCAUGCAGCCGGCGGAGCUGGUGGAUAGCGUGCAGACGCUGGACGUGAUGGUGGACGACGCCCUGUGCCGCCAGUUCCUGCUGGAGGCCUUCAGCUACCAUGUGCUGCCCUGUCGCCAGCAUGACAUGCAGUCGCCCCGCACGGCUGUGCGCUCCGACGUGCCCUCCUUGGUUACCUUCGGUGGCACACCCUACACUGACAGCGACCGCUCGGUCAGCAGCAAGGUGUACCAGCUGCCGGAGCCUGGUGCCCGACACUUCCGUGAGCUCACGGAGAUGGAGGUGGGCUGCAGCCACACGGGCGUGGCCGUGCUGGACAACUUCGUGUAUGUGGCCGGCGGCCAGCACCUGCAGUACCGCAGUGGCGAGGGUGCAGUGGAUGCCUGCUACCGCUAUGACCCGCACCGCAACUGCUGGCUGCGGCUGCAGGCCAUGCAGGAGAGCCGCAUUCAGUUCCAGCUGACCGCACUGGGUGGUCUGGUGUAUGCCACCGGUGGCCGCAACCGUGCGGGCAGCCUGGCCUCAGUGGAGCGCUACUGUCCACAGCGGGACAGCUGGGACUACGCUUGCUCACUGAAGCGACGCACCUGGGGCCAUGCUGGGGCCUCGGCUGGGGGCCGCCUCUACAUCUCCGGGGGCUAUGGCAUCUCUGUGGAGGACAAGAAGGCCCUGCACUGCUACGACCCCGCAGCUGACCAGUGGGAGGUGAGGGCUCCCAUGAGCGAACCGCGGGUACUGCAUGCCAUGGUGGGCGCUGGAGGCCGCAUCUAUGUCCUGGGAGGCCGCAUGGACCAUGUGGACCGCUGCUUCGAUGUGCUGGCUGUGGAGUACUAUGUGCCUGACACGGACCAGUGGACCAGCGUGUCCCCGAUGCGUGCCGGCCAAUCAGAAGCUGGCUGCUGCCUGCUGGAGAGGAAGAUCUACAUUGUGGGUGGCUACAACUGGCGCCUGAACAACGUCACUGGCAUCGUGCAAGUUUACAACACCGAGACUGACGAGUGGGAGAGGGACUUGCACUUCCCAGAGUCCUUCGCGGGCAUUGCCUGUGCCCCUGUCCUGCUGCCCCGCGCUGGGCCCAGGAGGUAGCUCCUGGGACCUGUGGGGCCCCAGUCUGGCCGUAUGCCAUCUCAAAUUUGAUGUGGUGAAUGUAAGCUCAGUUGCGAAGAUGUGUGGGCACUCUGCUCUGGGGGUCCCCAACUUCUGACUCCUAGUCUAGCAGAGGGAGCUAGUCUAAGAGGCCAGAGUGCUGCAGCAGCCUCUGAUAUGGCUGAUGGUACCGCCCCUCCAGCUGGGGAAAUUGGGGUCCCAGUGUUUUGUGUGGCUCUAUCGUGAUUCCCUAAUGUGACCCCAGCCAGACAUUCAGAGGUGAGCUUGUUGAGUCACAGUGCAGACCAAUCCUUUCCAUCUCCUGAGUGGUUUAAAAUCAGCUUGGGGCCAGUGAGAGGGCUCAGCAGAUGAAGGUGCCUCCCACCAAACCUGACAACUUGAGUUCAAUUCCAAAACCCACAAAAUGGAAGGCGAGAACCAGUAACACAAAUUAUCCUUUGACUCCAUAUGCGUGCCAUGGCACACAUGAACACACAUGCGCAAUUAAAUAAGUGUGAUAAACAAUUUUAAAUGAGUUUUCCUGGGCUGGAGAGAUGACUCAGUAGUUAAGAGCGCUCUUGCAGAGGACCCAGUUUCA
Nannospalax galili (Upper Galilee mountains blind mole rat) is the source of this 2499-nucleotide messenger RNA. It is a transcript of the gene Klhl26, whose product is annotated as kelch like family member 26. Gene Ontology annotation, molecular function: protein binding. The record is from RefSeq and is a predicted model, not a curated record. Lineage: Eukaryota; Metazoa; Chordata; Mammalia; Rodentia; Spalacidae. The transcript has 3 exons. The coding region runs from base 324 to 1901 and encodes 525 amino acids.